ACUCUGGCUCGCUUUCUGCGCCCCAGGCAGCUCCUUCCAGUCACAUUCCUCAGUGUGGGAGCUCCUCCGGCUCUGCCCCAGCCCCGCCGUCUGCCCUCUGCUUGCGCUCUGCGCUGCACGGAUCCGCAUCGCCGCCCUCCCACUCUGUCCCCGCGGCCCCCCACCCUCCAAUCAUGGCCCCGCAACCGCUGUACCACAAAGAGUUCGCCCGGGCUGGCCUCCAGGCGGGUCUGCAGGUGUGGCGCGUCGAGAAGAUGGAGCUGGUGCCGGUGCCCACCGAACAGUACGGCAGCUUCUACGUGGGGGACGCCUACCUGGUGCUCUGUACUCGCCAGGGUCACCGCAACGACUUCACCUACCGCCUGCACUUCUGGCUCGGGAAGGAGUGCACUCAAGAUGAGAGUGGAGCCGCUGCCAUCUUCACCAUGCAGAUGGAUGACUACCUCGGCGGAAAGCCCGUGCAGAGCCGAGAACUGCAAGGUUAUGAGACAACCGACUUUGUUGGCUAUUUCAAAGGAGGGCUGAGAUACAAGGCUGGAGGUGUGGCAUCUGGAUUCAAUCACAUCAUCACAAAUGAUCUGACUGCUCAGAGACUGCUGCAUAUUAAGGGUCGCCGGGUGGUCCGUGCCACAGAGGUCCCCUUCAGCUGGGCCAGCUUCAACAAGGGAGACUGCUUCAUUAUUGAUCUUGGACUGGAAAUUUACCAGUGGUGCGGCUCAGGCUGUAACAGGUAUGAGCGUCUGAAGGCCAACCAGGUCGCCAAGGACAUUCGGGACAACGAGAGGAGAGGACGAUCCCAACUGAUUAUUGUGGAAGACGGAAACGAGCCCCCUGAGAUCCUCCAGGUUUUAGGAGAGAAGACGGAGCUGAGGAUGGAAACUGAGGACGACGACAUCGUAGCUGACUUCACCAACAGGAGAGUGGCCAGGCUGUACAUGGUUUCUGAUGCCACCGGGGCCAUGAGCGUGUCGUUAGUCGCAGAAGAAAACCCGUUCUCCAAGAAAAUGCUGCUGUCAGAGGAAUGUUUUAUCCUGGACAACAAGGCUGGGAAGCAGAUUUUUGUGUGGAAAGGCAAAGAUGCUAAUCCUGAGGAGAGGAAGGCAGCCAUGAAGACAGCGGAGGAGUUCCUGCAGCAAAUGAAUUAUCCCUCCAGUACCCAAAUUCAAGUUCUCCCAGAGGGAGGUGAAACACCAAUCUUCAAGCAAUUCUUUAAUGAUUGGAGAGGGAAUGAUGAAAGUGAAGGCUUUGGAAAGGUGUAUGUCACUGAGAGAGUGGCCAAGGUCCAGCAGAUUCCAUUUGAUGCCCAAAAGUUACACGAGUCUCCCCAGAUGGCGGCCCAGCACAACAUGGUGGACGAUGGCUCUGGUUCUGUGGAGAUCUGGCGAGUGGAAAGUAAUGGCAGAGUCCCAGUGGACCCCAAAACUUAUGGAGAGUUCUAUGGGGGUGACUGCUACAUUAUACUGUACACCUACCCCAGAGGACAGAUCAUCUACACCUGGCAGGGAGCUCACGCUACCAGAGAUGAGCUGACCACCUCUGCUUUCUUGACUGUUCAGCUGGACCGCUCCUUGGGAGGGACACCCGUGCAGGUCCGAGUCUCCCAAGGUAAGGAGCCCACACACCUGCUGAGUCUGUUCAAAGACAAACCCCUCAUUAUUUACAAGGAUGGGACGUCUAAGAAAGGAGGACAGGCACCUCCCGCCCCCACACGCCUCUUUCAAAUCCGCCGAAACCUCGGCUCCAUCACCAGGAUUGUGGAGGUCGAUGUGGACUCAGAUUCAUUGAAUUCCAAUGAUGUUUUUGUCCUGAAACUGCCCCGGAAUAAUGGCUACACCUGGAUUGGGAAAGGAGCCAGUGAGGAGGAGGAGAAGGGAGCCGAGUACCUGAAGAGCGUCUUGAAGUGCCAGAGCACAAAGAUCCCAGAAGGCCAAGAGCCAGAGGAAUUCUGGGCUGCUCUGGGAGGGAAGAAAGCAUACCAGACUUCACCACUGCUGGAAACCCAGGCGGAAGACCACCCUCCUCGGCUCUUUGGCUGCUCCAACAAAACCGGCCGGUUUCUUAUUGAAGAGGUUCCAGGAGAAUUCACUCAGGAAGACUUAGCAGAGGACGACGUCAUGCUGCUGGAUGCUUGGGAACAGAUAUUCCUUUGGAUCGGCAAGGACGCGAAUGAAGUGGAGCGAUCUGAGUCCUUGAAGUCUGCCAAGGCCUACCUUGAGACGGAUCCUUCUGGGAGAGACCGGGGAACUCCCGUCGUCAUCGUCAAGCAGGGAUACGAGCCUCCCACGUUCACGGGCUGGUUCCUGGGAUGGGAUGCGAGCAAAUGGUAAAGACAGCGCGUUUGUGGGAGGAGAAGUCCUGGUCAGAGACAAGUUUGUAAGGCUCCCCACCUCGGGCACCGAAUGAGUCACUUGUAUUUGUGGUAUUCCAUUUAUAAGCCAGGACUUCUUCCACCGAUGGCGGGAAGGACGCCAUCCAGACUUUAAUAGGGACAUUGUUGGAUCAUUGGGUUAGAGCACAAAGGGACCGUGGAGUUUUUCGAAGGCGGAAGCUGAGGGCGGACGAGCUAUGGGAUCGUGGGGUCAUAAAGGGACUCUGGAGGCUGGGGAGUCCGAGCUUCUCCUGGUACAGGUGAGGAGAGGGAGGUCCAGGGGUUCAGUGGCAGAGCUGAGGUUCGAGCCGUGCCUUCUGAGACCUGGUCCAGGACCUUGCCACUGUACUCCACUGAUUCGGAGAAGGUUCUCUGCGUCUGAUGGACUUUAUCGGCUGGGAAAUCGUGGGUCUCAGGAAGCACUGGGACGUCUUGUCCGCAUGACAUUCUUCCCCUGUAGAAAUCACCUAGAAAAAUACUUCUCAUAGUAAAUGCUUCAACAGUGUUGAUUGAAUGGAACGAUGCUUGGAAGAAUACGGAAUGAGGAAGAUUGACUUCGUUAAGAUGGCUUAGGUAUUCUCCUUCUUUAUUGAAAAUAAAUUUCUAUGUAAUUAUGCCAAACAUUUUCCAACAAGAACAUCAUUUUCUAAUUAUUAGUAUAAUUUUCCUGGGCUUUUUUUUUAAACAAACUUCAGCUUUUUUAGCCUUUUUAAAAUCAUGACUAUUUAGUAAAAAACAAAAAAAAAGGAUUUUGCUUUUAUGAACUUGGAAAUAUAUUUAGUAACAUAAGAUAAAAUCUUUAAUAAGCCUUUGAAUAUUAAAAGAAACAAUUGCUAUGAGUGCCUUGUAAUAGUGACAAUCAGAUCCAAUUGUCCUCAGUUCAUUGUGCUAUUAAAUGUGU
This is a messenger RNA of Vombatus ursinus (common wombat), 3269 nucleotides long. It is a transcript of the gene SCIN, whose product is annotated as scinderin. Gene Ontology annotation, cellular component: cytoplasm; actin cytoskeleton. Gene Ontology annotation, biological process: actin filament severing; barbed-end actin filament capping; actin polymerization or depolymerization. The record is from RefSeq and is a predicted model, not a curated record. Lineage: Eukaryota; Metazoa; Chordata; Mammalia; Diprotodontia; Vombatidae. The coding region runs from base 174 to 2327 and encodes 717 amino acids. Gene Ontology annotation, molecular function: actin filament binding; phosphatidylinositol-4,5-bisphosphate binding. The transcript is spliced from 16 exons.